Molecule: messenger RNA, 939 nt
Organism: Cinclus cinclus
Lineage: Eukaryota; Metazoa; Chordata; Aves; Passeriformes; Cinclidae
Gene: CDC42EP4
Product: CDC42 effector protein 4
Exons: 1
Coding region: 1-939 (312 amino acids)
Source: RefSeq, a predicted model, not a curated record
AUGCCGAUCCUCAAGCAGCUCGUGUCCAACUCCGCUCACUCCAAGCGCCGCUCGCGGGCUGACCUGACGGCCGAGAUGAUCAGCGCACCCCUGGGGGACUUCCGCCACACCAUGCACGUGGGGCGCGCCGGGGACGCCUUUGGGGACACCUCCUUCCUCACCAGCAAGGCUGGGGAGCCGGUGCCGGAGGUGGGAGAGGAGCCAGGAGCUUCCAAGCCCGGCCUGCUGUCCCGCCGCUUCCGCAGCAGCAAGCGCUCGCAGUCGGUGACACGCGGGGACCGGCGGGACAUGCUGGGCUCGCUGCGGGACUCGGCGCUCUUCGUCAAGAACGCCGUGUCCCUGCCCCAGCUCAACGAGAAGGACGUGGACAGGAGCGCGGGGCAGCUGCCCAAGAGUCUCUCCUCCAGCCCCGUGAAGAAGCUGCCCGAGGAGACGAGCCCUGAAGAGCAGCAGCGCCCGAACGGGGCGGCGGCGGGGCCGCUGAGCCCCGGCUUGGACGAGCGUGACUUCGGGGACAUCACAGACCUGCCCGUGGUGGUGGCCAAGGGCGGGGCGGGCUUGAAGCACGCCGAGUCCAUCAUGUCCUUCCACAUCGACCUGGGGCCCUCCAUGCUCGGCGACGUGCUGAGCAUCAUGGAUAAGGAUCAGUGGGAGCAGGAUGAAGAUCCCGAGGUGGAGGAGAGUCGCGAGGAGGAGGAGGAGGGUGAGCCUGCCCCGCCUGGCUCUCCUCUGGUGGCCGUGGCCCCGCCGAGCCAGAGCCCGGCCCGUGGCGUUGGUGGCCGCAGCCCCAGGGACAGCAGUCCAGCGUCCAGCUGCACCUCGGGGCCCGAGGAGCGCAGCCCUGUCCCCAGGCCACCGAGCCAGCGGGGAGGGGCCCUGAAACGCCCCGACAAGGAGUUCUCGUUCGCUGAUGAAGAUGAUGAUGAGAUCCGGGUAUAA